Molecule: messenger RNA, 3855 nt
Organism: Penicillium salamii
Lineage: Eukaryota; Fungi; Ascomycota; Eurotiomycetes; Eurotiales; Aspergillaceae
Source: the annotation of a GenBank genome assembly
AUGCAGACCUUCAAAGCACCCGACUUCUUGGAAACCGGGGCCGUGUCGUCUCGCUCGCGCAGCCCCAGUGUCGUUUCCACCGAUUCGCAGUUCUCCCGAGUCAACCUCAUGUCCCCGCCAACCGUGAGGCCGCCCCCCGCUUUCAUAUCGGCAUCUGCAGCUUCAGAGAUCAUCUCCGCCGAUCAGGAGUUCAAUGCCGCCGACUUUGUUCCCGAGGAUGAGGUGACUGGCAACGGUGCCACCGCGCUGGUGACACCCGCUGCACUCUCGCUCCUAAACGGGUUCCUGGAUAACCUUCUUUACAACAUUCUUGCCUCGUCCAAAUCAACGCAAAUGGCGUGCAUUCGCCCCGCAAUGGCCGAUGUGCUGAAGCCCCGACUUGCUCAAGAAGUCGUGGCUGCGGCCGAAGAAGAACUGAGCGAGUACAUGGGCGGAGAGGAGGACGAGCAGACUGAAUUUCGCGGUGGUCAAGAACCUGGUGGUGACUUUGAUCUGGUGCGGUCAUGGAAAUUGACCCGUCUGAGAUGUAUGGUCUACACCCGCCUCGGCGACAUGGAGGAGGACGACGAGGACGAGUUUAUUGCACAAGAUGGACUUGGUGAGAACGAUGGGGCACCCCGCCGAUUCACCAGUCAUGUCGACAACAUCACUCCUGCAGCAUCUAUAUUCCUUACCUCGAUUAUUGAAUACAUCGGUGAACGUGCGCUCGUUAUCGCUGGCGAGACAGCGCGGUCUCGAUUGUUGACACAACUCAACGACGAUGAGAUGAUCGGCCCCGAGGAGGAGCGAAAGAGAAUCACUCGAUUGGUGGUAGAGGAUCUCGAUAUGGAGAAACUGGCCCUGAAUGCGACCCUGGGUCGGUUGUGGCGGACGUGGAGAAAGCGCAGGCGCGGUACCACCAUCUCUCGGACUUUGUCUCGCGAGUCUAUUCGCCGCCGCGGGUACUCUAUGGCAAACAGCCGGAAGAGCAGUAUUGCGACCAUUGAAGAGCCCAUUGCACCCAGGGAGCCUGUUCCCCCCGUGGAUGUUCCCCCACCUUUCGACCCCGCUACUGUCCCUCUGCCGAUGAGCGAUUACGAUGUUCAGGAAAUUGAGGUUCCUGGUUACGUUGGCGAUCUGGAAGGCGAGGUGCAGACCAUGGAGGCUGUUGUUGCGCACAAAGUGCGACCGCGCAGUCUCAUGGUCUUCUCCUCGCCCUCCCUGCUCUCACGAUCCCCCGGUUCGGCAACCAACUCUCCUUUGAGCGCGUCGGCCAUCGAACCCCCCAAAUCGUUCCGUCACCACCGCACAAGGUCUUUGCCGACUGGGGCACCUCCCCCCGACGAGGAGGAACUUGUGGUGCCCGAAGACCAACCCUCGCCUACCCCAUCUGAGAAAAAGCAACUCGAGACUAUGUACGAAGAUGACGAGUCUGCAGAGUUUGUAGAUGCAGCCGAGGAUGCAGUGGAAACCACCCCUGGCAUUGCGAUCACCACCGAACCAGGAAGCUCGCGAUCACCCGAAGCUGCAGAAAGUUCCGAUGAUGCAAGAAGGUCAACUCUGCAUGAGGAAGCAGUAGCGCCUCCAGCGGUCAACGAAACCAUUGCAUCCUUGCGUGCUAUCGCGGACGAUGAGGAUUUGACGGAUCAAACCAAUAGUGCCCGUAUCUCCAUCGCGUCCCUGGGCGAUCGACCGAAUCAGAAAGACCCGGAAGUAAUUGAGGGCACUGGGACCUGCGAAAAGCCUAAAUUGACUUCGGAAAUCCAGCGACCAAAAAGGCAGCCCUCUAGGGAUAUCCUAUCAUUGCAGGCAAGGUCAAUCUCUCCACAGACUAGUGACUCCCAAAUGCAUGCCGUUGAGGGGCAGAUCCCAACGCAAGGGAUAGAGUCCACGCCGCCAUCUGUGACUCCCGUCGAGGCUGUCACUUCUACUGAUCAAGAUGCGACUGAUCAAGAUCAGAACAAGACGAUGAUGAUUUCCACCCCUAGUGGGUCCCUUUCUGAGGGCAAAGAAGACACUCAAACUUCAAAAUCUCAAGGAUUCCCUCUGGAAGACUCCCGCCCAAAUUCUGCUUCAGGCGAUUCUCAACGGUCGAAGAUUCGCCCAAGACCUGCUCCUUUGGUUGUCGCGGGGAGUAACUUGAGCCCCUCCAGUGAACGCGCUGCUGUACAGCGCAUGGGUCCCCGCCCAUCGACAUCAGGUUCUCCCUCCCUCCACUCCCAUUCGCGUCGUUCCGGUAGCUUCGGUAGCGCUCGUGAGAUCAAGCGCCCAGUCACAGCUGGUUCAACAACAUCCCAAGUUUCCAGCAGGCUGAAAGGCCUCAUGGGUCGACCGCAAGGUGACGGGCACUCGCUCCGGUUGCGCAGCUCGUCCGAGACAAGUCGUGCAUCUGGCGCCAGUGCAGACUCCGCAGACAAUGACAUUGCCGACUUGGACAAGUUGAUCAACAGCGACGAGACCAUCCACUUUACCCUCACCCCGAAGAGUGUGAGGGAGAUGUCCUUCCCAGAACCGCCCAGCCGCCCAAUCCCCCGCUCAACCGCCCUAGGCGCCGAUAGCGCGAAUGAGCUCCUGAAAACCAAUUCCCCGUCUAGCGAAGAGAAGCACCGUGCCCGUGCUUCAGUUUCCUCUAAGGCAACUGGGGCAACCGCCGGUACUGCAGGCACCGGAAGCAGUGGUGGCAUGACAACAGCCUCUCGCACAAGAUCGAUCGAGUCCAAGCACAUCCCAAAUUCAGCACGCAUCACCCCCACUUCUUCAAUCUCGACGUCAAGGUCCAACAAGGCGGCCCAAGCCCGCGACGAGCGGGCGCCUGCAGAUUCCACGAAUGACUUCGCGGAAUUCAUGAGGUUGACUGGCCCUCCACCCGCGUCCACCAACGCGCCGCCCAGUGCACCUGCUAAUGCAGCUGCCAGUAUGUCGCCCGAGCCAAAGACUCCGGCUUCAAUCGAGCCCAAGACUCCAGUCUCAAACGAGCGACCAAAGCCUGUUCGCCCUCCUUCUAGUCAGUCAGUCGCAUCCCGCGCUACGGCUACAUCCCGCGCUACAACUACAUCCCGCGGCAACAGACCCAGACUUCAGGCUCGGUCCGCCGAGACCAAUGGGUCAUCCUCGGACCUCAUCGACUUCAUUCGCGAGGGCCCCCCAAUGCCAGCAGGUGCUCACCGGAUCCCUCGCACGGUAGCACCUUUCCGCAACACCAUUGAUUCGGAUGAUCUUCAUAUCGACGCAACUAGCUCGACCGCCAGUACGGGCAACGGGGUCACGCCAGACAAGUCCAUGUCCUCACUUGGCUCGCGAACAGGAUUGUUGGACUCGGCGAAACAGAACAACGCUACGGCAUCGGGGAGCGCAAUGGCUUUCGACGACCCCCAGCCUCCUGCUCGGAAGCAACGACGCGUGCCAGACCCCUAUGCCAUCGAUGACGACGACGAUGAUGAGCUAUUGGAAGAGCUUUUGGAGUUAGAGGAGAACCCUAAGCCCAAGCGUGAGGAGGAGAGUAUGAUGGACUUCCUUCGCAGUGCCCCUCCUCCACCCUCAUCCGAUGAACCUCCUCAGCCAUUCUUGACUUCCAAUCCCGCGUCCAAUGGCUCUUCCGGUACCUCUGGGAUGAAAGCUCGCUUGCUCCGCGGUACCCAGAACCCCCUCCGCCCCCAGAAUACCGCCCCCAAGACCCCCGCCAACUAUUCGGCAAAGGUUGGCCAAGAACGCUUCCAAGGCUCUAUGCCAAAUCCUUCAAACCGCAAAACCGAUACUAGCGAUCUCGCAGACUUUCUGCGAAACUCGGAACCCCCGCGUCCGCCCCAACCGGCUCCAAAGCCGAAGGAUGGCGGCUUCGCUCGAUUCUUCACACGCCGAAAAAAGACAGAAGCCUGA